AUGGAGGAAUAUUUGUUAUCGGCAUAUAAUAAAUUCGAAUCCAACAAAUAUAAAAAUAUAACAAUAGUUUUAGGUAACGAAAGCUGUGAUCUAGAUUCUGUAGUUAGUUCUAUAGUUUAUGCUACUUAUUUGAAUUGGAAAAACACCAGUGACAACAACAUUCAGGAAGAAUUAUUUAUACCCAUCCUAGAUGUGGAUCGGGAGGAUUUACCAUUAAAAACUGAGGUUGCUUUUUGUUUAAAUAAGCAUGGUAUUUCACAGGAUAAAUUAAUUUUUAGGAAUGACAUAAAUUUUCAAGAAUUGGUAAAUUUAAAAAAAGUUAGAAUAGUUCUGGUCGAUCAUCAUAUUCUAUCAGAGAAAUUUUGCUUUUUGGUGCAAUAUGUUCAAGAGAUAUUUGAUCACAGACCGCUGGAUAAUACGAAAUGGAGUUAUAAGGAAGAUGUAGUGCACCAAAUUGAAGUCAUAGGCUCAUGUGCCACUUUGAUUGGUCAAAAAAUAAAAGAUUCUCAUGAAAAUGAUUUUUUUAUAAUAUAUCCUCAAUGUGCAAAGUUAUUACAUAAUGUAAUAAUAUUAGAUACAGUGAAUUUUUCAAAAGAGGUGAAUAAAGGGACACCGCUUGAUGAACAAAUUGUUUUGUAUUUGGAAAAUGUCCUUAACCCUGUUGAUUCUGAGAAGGAGAGAAAAACCAUCCUGGAUGACUUAUUACGGGCUCGAAGCGAUGUUUCGCAUUUGACGCCAUCACAACUUCUAAGAAAAGACUUGAAAAUUAUUAAUGACGUUCUUGUACCAAGUUUUCCCAUACUUGUAAAGGAUUUCCUACAAAAAUCUAAUGCGUUAGAGUCCGUAAAAGAAGCCCUAAUGUUCAAAAAGUGCACCAUCGCUUUACUUCUUGGUAUGGAUCUUAGAGAAGGCCUGAGGAGAGAUGGGCUUGUCUUAUCCUUGGAAGAGAAAAAAGGAGAAGAAUUCACAAAGUUUCUUCAGAACUGGACGAAUCCUGCUUUGGAACUUGUGUUAGAUCCGGAGAUAAAUAAAUUAUAUUUCAAACAAAAUAACUUAUCCGCUUCAAGAAAACAAUAUGUACCUGCAGUAUGUGAAUUUGUAAAGAAGAAAUGUUAUAUAAACAAA
Brenthis ino (lesser marbled fritillary) is the source of this 1125-nucleotide messenger RNA. NCBI's taxonomy places the organism in Eukaryota, Metazoa, Arthropoda, Insecta, Lepidoptera, Nymphalidae. The record is from the annotation of a GenBank genome assembly.